CCCCGCGCGCGCCUCCCCCUGGGCGCCUCUGGGAAGCUUUCCCGCGCGACUGAGCACCGCGCGCAUGAGACUCGGGGGCGCGCCUGGGGGCGGAGAUGGGCGUGGAGCGGAGAUGGGCCGGGGGCGGCGCGUGGGUCGCGAGGUGCCUCCUAGCCGAAUGGGCUGGGGGCGGCGCUUCUCACCUCUGGCUUGUCACAGUUUUGCCACCGCUGAGAAGAGUACGGCAGCGCAGCGGGAGCAUGGGUCGCAGGUUCUCGGUCACUGCGAGGAUUUGGCGCGCGGGCCGCCUACACCGAGAGAGUGUUUUCGAGGUGAUGAUGAUGGGCAACGUCCAAGCCGCAGCUCUCCUGCUCAGCUAUGGCGCAGAUCCGAACUGCGAGGACCCCACCACCCUCUCCCGACCGGUGCACGACGCAGCUCGGGAGGGCUUCCUGGACACGCUGGUGGUGCUGCACCAGGCAGGCGCGAGGCUGGACGUGCGCGACGCCUGGGGCCGCCUGCCGCUCGACUUGGCCCUGGAGCGCGGGCAUCUCGACGUCGUGCGGUAUUUGAGGACCGCAGGGCACGUCGCCCAAGCGGACAGGCAUAGCUUCAGCACAAGCACUCCUAGACACCUAGGACUUCGCCGCCAUUCCCAAGAGCAGAGCUAAAUCCUGCCUCAGCCCGCCCUUUUCUUCUUGGCUUCACUUCUAGCGAUGCGCGUCUAGCAUGUGGCUUUAAAAAAAUAUAUAAUCAUGCUUUUUUGCAAUUACGGGAAGGGGCAGA
Apodemus sylvaticus (European woodmouse) is the source of this 765-nucleotide messenger RNA. Its product is annotated as cyclin-dependent kinase inhibitor 2A-like. NCBI's taxonomy places the organism in Eukaryota, Metazoa, Chordata, Mammalia, Rodentia, Muridae. The transcript is spliced from 3 exons. Gene Ontology annotation, cellular component: nucleus. Gene Ontology annotation, biological process: regulation of cyclin-dependent protein serine/threonine kinase activity; negative regulation of cell population proliferation. Bases 96 to 650 code for a protein of 184 amino acids. The record is from RefSeq and is a predicted model, not a curated record. Gene Ontology annotation, molecular function: protein kinase binding; cyclin-dependent protein serine/threonine kinase inhibitor activity.